AUGAACUUUGUCGGACUUAUAUACAGCUUCUUCCUAUUCAUAGCAUUCACAGCUGCAGAAACUACAUCAUCGUCAUCAUCAUCUGCUACUACCACUACAACUACAAGCUCACAAAGUAAAACUUCUGUCUGGGUGACAGGAACUGAUGCUAACGGAAUAACAAGAACGACGCAAAGUGUAUAUUACCAAUCGUUCAAAAGUGCAUACACAGAGGCUAUAGAAACUCCUUCUUCGGGCUCAGCUGGGCUUGGUAGUCUCUCGGGAAGUGUUGGCCACCUUCGCACAUACGAUAUGACUACAAUUUCACUGGGUGGUGCAGCUGCUGCUGUUGACGACGUUGCUGUUGGUCGUACUUUCAUGACUUUUAACAGUCUCUUUGCAUUGCUUUGUUUAAUUCUUUAA
Messenger RNA from Lodderomyces theae, 402 nucleotides. It is a transcript of the gene KRE1, whose product is annotated as Kre1p. NCBI's taxonomy places the organism in Eukaryota, Fungi, Ascomycota, Pichiomycetes, Serinales, Debaryomycetaceae. The record is from RefSeq and is a predicted model, not a curated record. The coding region runs from base 1 to 402 and encodes 133 amino acids. Gene Ontology annotation, biological process: fungal-type cell wall organization. The transcript has a single exon.